This is a messenger RNA of Tripterygium wilfordii, 1976 nucleotides long. RefSeq names its product probable serine protease EDA2. Gene Ontology annotation, biological process: proteolysis. Bases 231 to 1724 code for a protein of 497 amino acids. Gene Ontology annotation, cellular component: vacuole. Lineage: Eukaryota; Viridiplantae; Streptophyta; Magnoliopsida; Celastrales; Celastraceae. The transcript has 12 exons. The record is from RefSeq and is a predicted model, not a curated record. Gene Ontology annotation, molecular function: dipeptidyl-peptidase activity; serine-type exopeptidase activity.
AUUAGAAAAAAAAGAAAAGAAGAAAGAAACUACUUCAACUCUCUGAGUCUUCAACAUCCUAUUAUCUGCUUUACUUUGGUUAAUCGCAGUUUAGAUGGAAGAUCAGAUUAAAUUCAAGAUUACAAAAGACGCACGUGUCUCGUCUAGUUUAACGAAGUAAUUGAGUAUUCCCCUGACCAGCAUCUGAUUAUCCUUUCGUAAAUUUCCUAUUGUGGAGCAGAGAACAGAAGAUGCGGACGCUAGGCUCGAUUUCGAUGGCCGCAACGACUUCGUCUGUGGUAGUGGUGGUGUUGAUGGUGAUGUUCUCGAGCUUCUCUUAUGGUUAUGUAGUACCUCGCACUAUGUUUCACCGCGUGUCUGCAAGCGACCAUUACUUGACAACUGAGGAGCACUGGUUCAAUCAGACUCUCGAUCACUUCUCUCCUUAUGAUCAUACUACAUUUCAGCAGCGCUACUAUGAAUUUCUCGACUAUUUCCAAGCACCAGAUGGGCCGAUUUUCUUGAAUAUCUGUGGUGAAUCUUCAUGCACUGGCAUUACGAACGACUACCUCGGUGUUUUGGCAAAGAAGUUUGGUGCAGCAGUUGUUGCACUGGAGCAUCGUUAUUAUGGGAAAAGUUCCCCCUUCAAAUCACUGAAGACAGAGAAUUUGAGAUUUCUUUCAUCAAAACAAGCUCUGUUUGAUUUGGCUAUUUUCCGUCAGCGCUACCAGGAGUCUUUAAACCUAAAGCUCAAUAGAACGGAUGUUGAAAAUUCAUGGUUUGUCUUUGGUGGAUCGUAUUCCGGAGCUCUCAGUGCAUGGUUUCGUCUCAAGUUCCCUCACUUAACAUGUGGAAGUCUUGCAAGUUCUGCAGUUGUUCUUGCAGUCUAUAACUAUACUGAAUUUGACCAGCAGAUUGGUGAGUCAGCUGGUCCUGAAUGUAAAGCUGCUUUACAAGAAACUACUCAACUUGUUGAAAAAAGACUUGAGUCGACUGACUCAGACCGAAAAGCUAUAAAGUCAUUGUUUGGUGCAUCUGAGCUUGAUAUUGAUGGUGAUUUCAUGUACCUGUUGGCAGAUGCGGCAGUUAUAGCGUUUCAGUAUGGAAAUCCAGAUGUAUUGUGCUCUCCUCUUGUUCAAGCUAAGAAGGCUGGAGAGGACUUGGUGGAUGCUUAUGCCAAGUAUGUUAGAGAUUAUUACCUUGGGAUAUUUGGCUCCAGUGUUGCGACAUAUAAUCAGGAGCACUUGAAAAUCACAAAUCUUAAUGCAGAGAACAGUGGAGAUCGGUUAUGGUGGUUCCAAGUUUGUACUGAAGUUGCCUAUUUUCAGGUGGCUCCAUCUAAUGAUAGCAUUCGUUCCUCAAAAGUUGACGCCAGAUAUCAUUUGGACCUCUGCAAGUAUGUAUUUGGAAAGGACAUAUAUCCUGAUGUUGACAUUACAAAUAUCUACUAUGGAGGGACAAAAAUUGCAGGUUCGAAAAUUGUUUUUACAAAUGGCUCACAGGAUCCCUGGCGUCAUGCAUCCAAACAAUUUUCAUCCCCGGACAUGCCUUCCUACAUCAUAUCCUGUCAUAACUGUGGCCAUUGUACUGAUCUUCGAGGAUGUCCUCAAACUCCUUUAUCGCUUGAAGGUAAUGCCCAGAACUGUAGUUCCCCUGAAGCAGUUCAUAAAGUGAGGCAGCAGGUUAUAGAUCACAUAGACUUGUGGCUGUCUGAGUGUCGAGCCACGGGUAGGAGUUACAUGUGAUUGUGGGAAUACAUAUAUGUGCAAACUGGUCAGUUAACUAACUGUAAUCACAUAUAUUACCUUCUGUCAGCAGCUGCUUGAAUGUUUCGCUAUGAAUGCCAUAUUGCCAUUGUAAGUUAUCAUUUUGUGCCUCGGGCCAACAUGUAUAGUAUGGCAAGGCAUUCAUUGAGUAUUACUGCGCAGUGAUUUGUUUUUUCCUUUUCUUUUUCUGUCAUAUUUGCCGCAAACCUAAUUUAAAUAUGGUAAAACCAA